Molecule: messenger RNA, 695 nt
Organism: Ostrea edulis (European flat oyster)
Lineage: Eukaryota; Metazoa; Mollusca; Bivalvia; Ostreida; Ostreidae
Exons: 2
Coding region: 106-669 (187 amino acids)
Source: RefSeq, a predicted model, not a curated record
CUGAUACCUGCCUUUAUUCCAGGAAAACCAUGUUUUUCUAUCUGCUUUGAUAACGUUAAUCAAAAAACUACAGUCAGGCACUAGACAAGGGACAAAAAGAAUAAGAUGUUCAACAUGGUGCAAGCAUAUGCAGCCUUAGAUCGCACCAACAUUCUUCACCUCAGUGAUGAACAACCCUCUCCAGAUGAUAUUCUGAAUAUUCCUCUGUUCAAAUUGCUUCCCUGUGAAUUGGAUGAAGUGGACUUAAGGUCACAGAUGACAGUGCUUGUUGAAAGAAUACUAUGCAAAAGGAUACCAUUUUUUAAUGAAAUGGAGGAUAAGAUUUUGUGGCAUAUUCCUCAUCAAUAUUCACAACUGUCUACAAAGAAAAGUGAAAUGGUUUUACUUGGUGUUAUGGACAAAGAUGAGAGUAGAGUUGCAGAUACCAUCGACAUUGUAAAUGAAUACCAUAAAUAUGUUCCAAUGAAACCGGAUGGUUCACCCUUGAUAAUACCCCUUCAUGCUGAUGGCUUGAGUUGUGAACGGGUAAAUGAUGCUCAAAAUGCUCGGGUUAAUGGGACAACAAAAUGGCAGCAACUUCAAGGGAUGAUACCUGACAUUCAAGAAUGGCACAAGAGAUGUUUGCUUCUUCAGGUAACAUAUCUAUUUAAACAUGAAAUACUAAUUUGAGCGUGGAGUACAUUAUCAAAUUAUAA